Amphiprion ocellaris (clown anemonefish) is the source of this 597-nucleotide messenger RNA. Its product is annotated as protein S100-A6-like. The record is from RefSeq and is a predicted model, not a curated record. Gene Ontology annotation, molecular function: transition metal ion binding; calcium ion binding. Bases 169 to 492 code for a protein of 107 amino acids. Lineage: Eukaryota; Metazoa; Chordata; Actinopteri; Pomacentridae. The transcript is spliced from 3 exons.
CAGAACAGAAAAAUUCCUCAGACCGUAACUCUUAAAGAUGUUGUGCGACAUAUUUAAAGAAUUAACUGUGACUGUUUGUUAAACAUGCUGACAGCAACAUUCUCUUUAAUGGCUUAUUUUUUGAUUUCAGGUACUUGAUCCAUUGACGCUCCCUUCAAAGCCGUCGUUAUGAGUUUUACUCGUUUGGACGUUUGUGUGGGCCUCCUCGUCGAGACCUUUAAUAUGUACGCCAAGAAAGACGGAAAUGCAAGCACCCUGACUAAAGCGGAGGCGAAGGAGCUUUUUAAGGCUGAAUUGAAAGGCACUCUUGUGAAAGCCACUGAGGAGGAAGAAACAGAUAAAAUCUUCAAUGAGUUGGAUGCAGACAAGGAUGGCGUUAUUAAUUUCCAGGAGUUUGUCACCUUGGUUGGCACCAUGGCUACUUUGUGCCACGACUACCUCACUGAGCUGGGAGAACUAGCCAAGCACGAGCUGCCUGCCCCCCGACAGUAAAGAAACAGAUGUUUCCUAGAGCUCCAAAACACAUACUAAAUGACAAGGAAGCCAUAAAAACUUUAUACUGUAAUGCACAAUUUAAUAAACUUUUCUUCAAAAAGA